This is a messenger RNA of Centropristis striata (black sea bass), 3803 nucleotides long. RefSeq names its product DEAH (Asp-Glu-Ala-His) box polypeptide 36 (gene dhx36). Bases 260 to 3505 code for a protein of 1081 amino acids. The record is from RefSeq and is a predicted model, not a curated record. The transcript is spliced from 26 exons. Gene Ontology annotation, cellular component: nucleus; intracellular anatomical structure; cytoplasm. Lineage: Eukaryota; Metazoa; Chordata; Actinopteri; Perciformes; Serranidae. Gene Ontology annotation, molecular function: ATP binding; G-quadruplex RNA binding; DNA helicase activity.
GUCAUUUCUGCGCGACAUGCCGGAUGGAAAGGAGAAAGCGUUGCAUGUUGACAACAUCACCUUAGUGUUUGAGUUAAAGUGGUGAACUAGUGGAGCUUUGUUCACAUUGUUCAUGUAGCUACCAGAUAUUAGCAUUCAGUGGCUAGUAGCGCUAGCCUCCUAGCUUAAUCCGCCUCAGCUAAGCUAACAGCAGCCGGUAGCUAACGGGACUUACCGGUUACCGGAUAUUUAACGGCUACUGCUGGUUUCUGACGGCGGGAUGAGUUAUGGAUACGGAGGAGGAGGCGGGAGGAGAGGCAGGAGAGGAGGUCGAGGCUACAGAGAUGGGAGCAGAGAAAGAUGGGACAGAGGAGGAGGAGGAGCAGGAGGAGCAGGAGGAGGAGGGUCGAGAGGACACAGCUCCGACCUCGACCAGGACCGAGGAGGAGCAGGAGGAGCAGGAGGAGGAGGAGCAGGACAACGGGACCGUCCUCCUCCUCACCUGAAGGGACGGGAGAUCGGCCUGUGGUACGCCAGAUACGGAGCCGUGAGGAGGAAGCAGGCUGACCGCAGAUCGCGGGCGGUGGUCCAGAUGGACGAGGCCAGAGAGCAGCACAUCACCAGGCUGCUCCACUCCGUCCAGCAGGACCAGCCGGGACCAGCGAGGGACGGGAGAGACGCUAAAGCCUCCACGUCUGAGCGCUGGAGGGACAGCCGCCACUGUUACUUUGAUGGCGAUAUGUCUGAAGCGGAUAAGCUGAAGACUGAGUUGAAAUCUGAGGAAGAGGAGGAGGAGGAAGAAGUUCCUCCUGGCCAGAGGAAAGCAACUCACAAAUCACAACGUUACUUCCCUCCAGCAGUUAAAGACGAGCCUCCAGACACCUGGGAUGAUGAAGAUCAGCAGGAGCACGAGGAGAAGGAGAAACUGAGAAGGAAAGACAAGGACCUGGAGUUCUUAUUCCAGGAAGUAGUCAGAGACGGUUCCCUGGAUGAACGCUUGAAGAGAGAUCUGCAGAGCAAGAAAUCAGAUCCCAAGUACAAAGAAAUGCUGAAAUUCAGGGAAAAACUACCAUCCUAUGGGAAAAGAGAGGAGCUGGUGGAACUGAUCAACUCCCACCGCGUCCUGGUGGUCAGCGGAGAAACCGGAUGUGGGAAAACCACUCAGGUCCCCCAGUUCAUCCUGGACGACUACAUCAGCAGAGGCGUGGGCUCCAUGUGCCGCGUGGUCUGCACGCAGCCGCGCCGCAUCAGUGCCAUCUCAGUAGCAGAGCGAGUCGCAGCAGAGCGGGCCGAGAGUGUCGGGAACGGAAACUCUUGUGGUUACCAAAUCCGCCUGCAGAGCCGGUUACCACGGAGACAAGGUUCGGUCCUGUACUGUACAACAGGCAUUAUUCUCCAGUGGCUCCGCUCAGACCCAUUGUUGUCCAGUAUCAGCCACCUGGUGCUGGAUGAGAUCCACGAGAGGAACCUGCAGUCGGAUGUGUUGCUGGUCAUUGUGAAGGACCUCCUCAACCUGCGAGACGACCUGAAGAUCAUCCUGAUGAGCGCCACGCUCAACGCAGAGAAGUUCUCAAAGUACUUUGACAACUGUCCAAUGAUUCACAUCCCUGGCUUGGCGUUCCCAGUGGAGGAGUUCCUCCUGGAGGACAUUGUGGAAAUGACGAGGUACCGUCCCCAGAAUCAGGACCGGCGGCCCUCAUGGAAGAGAGGCUUCUGGCAGGGACGCAACUCCAGACCGGAGAAGGAGGAGAAGGAGGCGGAAUACAAGGAGAGCUGGCCUUGUUACGCUCACACACUGCAGGGCAGAUACUCUGACAACACCAUCGAGGCUCUGGAGAUGUUGGACCACGAUGAGAAGAUCGACCUGGAGCUGAUCCUGGCGCUGAUCCGCCAUAUUGUGCUCAAAGACGAGGAAGGAGCGAUCCUGGUCUUCCUGCCUGGUUGGGACAACAUCAGCUCCCUGAAUGACCUGCUGACGGCUCAGCAGAUGUUCCGAUCAGACCGCUUCGUUAUCAUCCCUCUGCACUCCCUCAUGCCCACCGUUAAUCAGACGCAGGUGUUCAAAAGGCCUCCUCCUGGAGUCAGAAAGAUUGUGAUUGCUACCAAUAUAGCUGAGACCAGCAUCACCAUCGAUGACGUGGUGUUCGUGAUAGACGGAGGCAAGAUUAAGGAGACUAACUUUGACACCAACAACAACAUCAGCACCAUGACAGCAGAGUGGGUUAGCCUGGCCAACGCCAAGCAGAGGAAAGGACGAGCCGGCAGAGUGUGUCCAGGGAAGUGCUACCACCUGUACAACGGCCUGAGGGCCAGCCUGCUGGACGCCUACCAGCUCCCCGAGAUCAUGAGGACGCCGCUGGAGGAGCUCUGCCUGCAGAUCAAGAUAUUGAAACUUGGAGCGAUUGCUGGAUUCCUGGAGAAAGCCCUGGACCCUCCGACUGAGAAGGCCGUCAGCCUCGCCAUCAAGAACCUGGUGGACCUGAACGCUCUGGACCGCUCCGAGGACCUGACGGCGCUGGGCUUCCACCUGGCUCGGCUCCCUGUGGAGCCUCACAUCGGGAAGCUGAUCCUGUUCGGAGCUCUGCUGGGCUGCCUGGACCCCGUCCUCACCAUCGCUGCUUCUCUCAGCUUCAAAGACCCUUUCUUCAUCCCCCUGGGAAAAGAGAAGAUGGCCGACAUGAGGAGGAGGACUCUGUCCAGGAACUCAAAGAGUGACCACCUCACCAUCGUCAACGCCUUCCAGGGCUGGGAGGAAGCCAAGCAGCGUGGCGCCCGGUCCGAGAGGGAGUUCUGCUGGGACAACUUCCUGUCUGCCAGCACGCUGCAGAUGCUGCACAACAUGAAGGGCCAGUUUGCGGAGCAUCUGAUGAACACCGGCUUCGUCAGCAGCCGGGACCCCAAAGACCCCAAAUCCAACGUCAACUCGGACAAUGAGAAAUUAAUCAAAGCAGUGAUUGUAGCUGGAUUAUACCCGAAGGUGGCCACCAUCAGACCGUCUCACAGCAGGAAGAGGCCGGGGGUGAAGGUGUACACCCAGGCAGACGGGAAGGUGUGCAUCCACCCGAAGUCCGUCAAUGCAGAAGAGACGGAGUUCAACUUCACCUGGCUCAUCUACCACCUGAAGAUGAGGACCAGCAGUAUCUUCCUGUACGACUGCACCGAGGUGUCCCCGUUCUCGCUGCUGUUCUUCGGAGGAGACAUCAGCAUCCAGAAGGACGAGGACCAGGAGACCAUCGCCGUGGACCAGUGGAUCGUCUUCAGGUCUCCGGCUCGCAUCGCUCACCUGGUCAAGAGUUUAAAGAAAGAGUUGGAUUCUCUGCUGGAGGAGAAGAUCCGCCACCCGGCUCCAGUGGACUGGCAGAACCGCCAGUCCAAAGACUGCGCUGUCAUCACCGCCAUCAUCGACCUCAUCACCACGCAGGAGAAGCCUGCAGGCAGCGCUCGGGGCCACGGCAGACCGUGGGCGCCCGCCCCAAGAGGACAACACACUCACUUCAAUGACGACGACGAUGAUGACGAAGAUUAGCAGUGGACAGGUUUCUGGGAAGAGAAGAGCCUUGUGAGUGACUGAGCACGUCCUUGGAGGGAGGUUAGUGAGGACGUGAUGACCAGCUGGGUCCUUAAAGGAAGGACGAACCUCACACACAACAAGUUAUGCACUGAAUGACUCCCAUUAUUCUUUCUUUUGUCAUUUUGCAAGGACCAACCUCUGAUCAAAAACACUCAGUAGCUGUUUUGUUUGUACAUUUCUGUCUUGCUCUUGUUUUAAGCAAUAUCACUAAAUCGACUGCGCAAUAAAUAAAAAAAGGAUGUACAGAAAAGAA